This is a messenger RNA of Pocillopora verrucosa, 1158 nucleotides long. The record is from RefSeq and is a predicted model, not a curated record. NCBI's taxonomy places the organism in Eukaryota, Metazoa, Cnidaria, Anthozoa, Scleractinia, Pocilloporidae.
GUCCAAGUCGUUUCAUUUUCACAGUUCCUGCCUAAACGUUCACGACAUUUUUCAACCGUCUUGAAAGGCGCUCUAAUCAUCCCGGGAUAAAACAAAAAUCAAACAAGAACAGGAAAAACCUCAGCACUUAUUUGCAACUUCAUACUCUGGCUCUCUAUAGACUAGAAAAAGAUCAGUAGUCUGGCUGGCAGAAUGGCAAUUCGCUGGCUUGCUGUUCUGUGCGCUUGGGCGCUUAUAGCGCAAUUUACUCUUUCAUUGCCCGAGGAAGAAUACCCUGAAGAAUUUGAACUCGAUGAACCCGAGGCUCCAGAAGAAGAAGUCAAGACCAGGCAAAGGAGACAAAGUGCCUGCGAGGACCAACUUAAUUACUGCUCUCAAUGGCCAGACAGAUACUGUCAAGACUAUAGAGAUUACAUGAAAAAGAACUGUCCGAAAAAAUGCGGAUAUUGUAGUGGCCCAACUAAACCUCCAGUUUGUGAAGACAAAAGUCAAUAUUGUUCAGGCUGGAAAAGUAGCGGGUUUUGUGAUCAAUCAAGCCAAUGGCAUAACUACAUGAAGAACAACUGCGGAAAGACGUGUGGCUUUUGCGGAGGAGGAGGAGGAGGAGGAGGAGGCGGUGUGAGCAAUGCCAGUGAUAAAGUGAAAAAAUGUACUUUUGAUGAUAGUAUGUGUGACUGGCAUAAUGUUCCGUUUGAUGACGACAUGGAUUUUGUCAUCAAAAGCAGCAUCUCUGGUGGACCGAGCUCUGGAGCUGGGGGGAGUGGGAAAUUUCUCGUGACUGAGACAAGUAAUGGCAAGGCGCAACUUCUGAUCCCGUUUGAGUUGGUCCUCGGCAGUCACAACGCAGAUCACGGCACGAUGUGUAUCAGGUUUAACUAUUACAUCACUAGGGGGUCACUGACGUUGUAUAAGAUCGAGAAUAGAAAGGGAUCAAGAAAGACAGUUCUAGCAACUAUUAGUAAUCAAGGAAAUCAAGGCGUGUGGAAAUGCGAGAAAGUCAGAGUAGAAGUCAGUGUGCAUCGACAGCUGUUGUUUGAGGCAAAUGCCUCUGGCCAAGUGAUUGCCAUUGAUGAUAUCAGUUUCGCCGAUAGCUGCUAGGUAAGAGCUCACUUCGGUAAAAUAUUAAGAUAUUUACGUGGACUUUUGAUUUGUAAGUCU